Messenger RNA from Bemisia tabaci, 690 nucleotides. Lineage: Eukaryota; Metazoa; Arthropoda; Insecta; Hemiptera; Aleyrodidae. The record is from RefSeq and is a predicted model, not a curated record.
AUGUUGUUUGAUUCCUUCGCAGAAUUUGGAAAUCCAGACAUACUUGUAACGGAUAAUGGUCCUCAAUUCACUUCCGCUGAAUUCCAAUCCUUCCUCACCAAUCAAGGGGUAAGAUUCCACAGAAGAAUCGCACCCUACCACCCAAGUACAAACGGACAAGCAGAACGAUAUGUGCAAUCAGUGAAACAAGCUCUCAAAGCUAUGAAUGCUACUCCAAAGACACUUCGGCUCUGCUUAAACAAAUUUUUAAUGCUCUAUCAUCGUGCUCCUCAUCAAACCACUAAAGUUCCUCCAUCAUCUCUUUUCUUAAGCAGAAUCAUAAGAACAAAACUUGACAUCAUCUCACCACUCUCUGAAUCACACUUCAGUCCUACAGAGGAAAAUCUCGAAGAAUGCUCCUCCUCAAUAGACCUCAAGAAUCCGUCUGUUUCAAGUCAAGCCUCUCCAAAAGGUUCUCUUCGUUCUUUCCAAGCUGGAGAUACGGUUCUUUUUCGAACAUAUAAUUCAAAAAUCAAGUGGUUAAAGGGUACAAUCGCAGUUAAACUAGGCAAACUUCAUUAUUAUGUUGAUCAUCAAGGCACUCAACAUAAACGUCACAUCGACCAACUUCUACCUUUUCACUCCAACUCUACCUCCUCAGUACAACCUCGUCGAAUAAGAUUUCUUGAUGACACCGCAAUCACACGCUGA